CAUGCUCCACGGUCUGGACCCGCGUGUCCAUUGGCUGCGCGCUCAGCAGCCGUCAUUCAGCAGAGUGAGCCCCGGACCGGUCUCUGCUCCCCCACAGAACGAGAAGAUGGAGAGAAAGAGCGAGAUCAACGGGCACGCCAUGCCCGGUUCGGCCUCCACGGACCGGAUCCUGCCCACCUCGGCCUCCGCGGAGCGCAGCAGCGCGCGGAGGAGCUGCACGGAGAAGCUGCGGGAGUUCCUGAGGAGGAACCUGCUGGUGAUCCUCACGGUGUCCGGGGUGCUGGUGGGCGUCGGGCUCGGGAUGAUGGUCCGGAGCAUGAACCUGAGCAGAGCCCAGAUGGCCCACUUCGCCUUCCCGGGAGAGAUGCUGCUCCGGAUGCUGAAGAUGAUCAUCUUGCCUCUGGUGGUCUGCAGCCUGGUGUCCGGCGCAGCCAGCCUGGACACGCGCUCCCUGGGGAAGCUGGGGGGCAUCGCGGUCGCCUACUUCCUGGUGACCACCCUGAUCGCCUCGGGGAUCGGGGUGGCCCUGGCCUUCAUCAUCAAACCCGGAGUCGGAGCUGGAGCGCUGAACACCAACAGUCUGGGUCUGGAGAGCGUUAGCAACAACAAGGAGACCACCGACUCCUUCCUGGAUUUGGCGAGAAAUUUAUUUCCAGCAAACCUGGUGGCAGCAGCCUUCCGCUCCUAUGCCACUGACUACAAGAUGGUUGCUGUGGGGAACGACACCAACGGGACAGCCCUCUAUCAGAAGGUCCCCGUUGGAACAGAAACUGAUGGCAUGAAUAUUCUUGGCCUGGUUCUGUUUGCCAUGGUGUUUGGAGUGGCCCUGCGCAAACUGGGAGAGGAGGGAGAGGAACUCAUUCGUUUCUUCAACGCUUUUAACGAGGCCACCAUGGUGCUGGUGUCCUGGAUCAUGUGGUACAUCCCGUUUGGUAUCGUGUUUCUUGUGGGCAGUAAGAUUGUGGAAAUGGACGAUGUCGUUCUUCUUGUCACCAGUCUGGGGAAAUACAUAUUUGCUUCCAUCCUGGGCCACAUAAUCCACGGAGGCAUCGUCCUGCCUCUCAUCUACUUUGGAUUAACUCGUAAAAACCCCUUCAGUUUCCUGUCGGGCCUCAUCACACCCUUCACCACUGCCUUCGCCACCUGCUCCAGUUCAGCAACUCUUCCCUCCAUGAUAAAAUGUGUAGAGGAAAACAAUGGUGUGGACAAACGCAUCAGUCGUUUCAUCCUCCCCAUCGGGGCCACGGUUAACAUGGACGGAGCGGCCAUUUUCCAGUGCAUCGCUGCCGUCUUUAUUGCUCAACUCAACAACACGGAGCUGAACGCAGGACAGAUCUUCACCAUCUUGGUAACAGCCACAGCCUCCAGUGUCGGUGCCGCAGGAAUCCCAGCUGGCGGCAUCAUCACCAUCGCCAUCAUCCUGGAGGCCAUUGGCUUACCGACCAACGACCUGUCCCUCAUGCUGGCUGUCGACUGGAUUGUGGAUCGAACCACCACCGUGGUGAACGUGGAGGGCGACGCUCUGGGCGCAGGAAUCCUCCACCACAUCAACCAGCAGGAGGUGAAGCACCAACAACAGCAGGAGGCACUGGAGGAGGUGCGGGUAGAAUCUGUGGCCAACGUUCAGGCAGAUGAGGAGACAUCGCCGCUUGUCAUGCAUAAAAUCAAAGUCCCGGGGGCCGUGCCUGAAGCCAUCGAGUCUGUCCUGUGAAGCCAUUUAACCUUUGACACGGGCGAUGCUGCUGCUGACAGGGCACCAGUCUGACCCGGUGUCCUUCAAAACAACACAAACAAUAAACAAACCUCAAAAAUCACUGAUGGUUUUAACUGUGAGGACAGAAACAGGCUGCAGCUAGAGUCUUCAGUCUGGUUUGAACACGUUUAGGAAUCAUUCAUUUUAAUGUUUUUGUUUAAUUAAACUGGAGUUAUCGUAAGAGUUUAGUGAUGACGGUGAUGGAAACAUUCGUAACAUUCCCAUUCAUUUGAAACUGUGUUUUGGAAUGACACACUUACUGCCUUCAGUGUUAAUUUUUUGUACAGCGUCUACUAAGUUUUAUCCUUAGAUAGUUAAAAACUAAUCUGACCAUCAGUAACUCUAAAGAAAAACAGCCAGCAAGUCUAAUAUUUUUAAUUAAAGGGUAAGCUCCAUCAGUGAGUCAGAAAUAGAAAUGAUAUCUCAGAUAUGGAGUUUCGUGGUUCCAGGCUUGUAUUUUUCCAGAGUCCCUGUGUGCAGGCGGCUGUUUGCUGACCAUUAGAAGACAGAUGUCAAACAUUAACUCCGCACAGGGAAAGUUGAGUAUUUGGCCUCAGCGACAGAUUGGCUCAUCGUCGUGGUAAAACACUUUGAACGUUGGACCAUCUGAAUUCAUUCCCUUUGUGCUCUCACGUAGGAAGGCCCAUUUAUUUAUAGGUC
Messenger RNA from Nematolebias whitei (Rio pearlfish), 2413 nucleotides. It is a transcript of the gene slc1a4, whose product is annotated as solute carrier family 1 member 4. Lineage: Eukaryota; Metazoa; Chordata; Actinopteri; Cyprinodontiformes; Rivulidae. Gene Ontology annotation, cellular component: plasma membrane. The record is from RefSeq and is a predicted model, not a curated record. Gene Ontology annotation, molecular function: L-serine transmembrane transporter activity; L-aspartate transmembrane transporter activity; L-threonine transmembrane transporter activity. The transcript has 8 exons. Bases 2 to 1711 code for a protein of 569 amino acids. Gene Ontology annotation, biological process: L-glutamate transmembrane transport; L-serine transport.